Molecule: messenger RNA, 1419 nt
Organism: Fulvia fulva
Lineage: Eukaryota; Fungi; Ascomycota; Dothideomycetes; Mycosphaerellales; Mycosphaerellaceae
Product: RuvB-like helicase 2
Exons: 2
Coding region: 1-1419 (472 amino acids)
Biological process (GO): chromatin remodeling; regulation of transcription by RNA polymerase II; box C/D snoRNP assembly
Cellular component (GO): Swr1 complex; Ino80 complex; NuA4 histone acetyltransferase complex
Molecular function (GO): DNA helicase activity; ATP hydrolysis activity; ATP binding
Source: RefSeq, a predicted model, not a curated record
AUGGCGGCGCCUAUAACGACCGUAUCCGACUCGAAAGAGCGCCAGGGGCUCAAUCUCAUCGCCGCGCACUCUCACAUUCACGGCCUCGGCGUCACGCCAGACACUCUUACACCAAAACCUGCAGCAGAUGGCUUAGUCGGGCAGUUGCAGGCGCGAAAGGCCGCCAGCGUCAUAUUACAGAUGGUGAAGGAGGGCAAAAUCGCAGGACGAGCUGUGCUGAUCUCUGGACCGCCGAGCACUGGAAAGACAGCCAUUGCGAUAGGCAUGAGCAAAGGCUUAGGAGAAGAUGUACCAUUCACGAUGUUGGCUUCGUCGGAGAUUUUCAGCCUCGAGAUGAGCAAGACAGAAGCAUUGGAGCAAGCAUUCAGAAAAUCCAUCGGAGUGCGGAUACGGGAAGAGAGCGAGGUCAUUGAGGGAGAGGUAGUAGAGAUCCAGAUUGACAGAUCUGUGACUGGGAACAACAAGAGUGGGAAGCUCACGCUGAAAACGACGGACAUGGAAACACUGUACGACAUGGGCACUCGGAUGAUCGACAGCAUGACGAAGGAGAAGGUGAUGGCCGGAGACAUCAUCAGCAUCGACAAGGCCAGCGGCAGGAUCACAAAGUUGGGACGAAGCUACACGAGGAGUCGAGAUUACGAUUCCGUGGGCGCAGACGCGAAAUUCAUACAGUGCCCUGACGGCGAGCUGCAAGUCCGACGAGAGACGGUACACACAGUUUCCUUGCACGAGAUCGAUGUGAUUAACAGCCGCACACAAGGAUUCCUGGCCCUGUUCUCUGGUGAUACCGGGGAGAUUCGAUCGGAGGUCAGGGAGCAGAUCAAUACCAAGGUCGCAGAGUGGAAGGAAGAGGGCAAGGCGGAGAUCGUGCCUGGCGUGCUUUUCAUCGACGAAGUGCACAUGCUGGACAUUGAAUGCUUCAGCUUCAUCAAUCGAGCACUUGAAGACGAGCUGGCUCCCAUUGUCAUCAUGGCAUCCAACCGUGGCUCAACGACUAUUCGAGGUACCAGCUAUAAGAGUCCGCAUGGCUUGCCUUUGGACUUUCUGGACCGCGUGGUCAUUAUCUCUACACAACCGUACCAGUGUGAUGAGAUCCAGCAAAUCCUGUCCCUACGUGCCCAAGAAGAGGAGCUUGAUGUGUCGCCAGACGCACUGGCUCUCUUGACCAAGAUCGGUUUGGAGACAGGUCUGCGGUAUGCCAGCAACCUCAUCACGACAUCUCAUCUACUGUCUCAAAAGCGGAGAGCCAAGGAGGUCGAAAUUGGGGACGUGCAGCGGUCGUUCCAGCUGUUCUACGAUCCGACCAGGAGUGUGCGAUUUGUAUCAGAAUUCGAGAGAAGGUUCAUUGGCGAAGAUGGCGGCGUGACAUUAGGAGCGGGUACAAAUGGUGUUACCAAUGGGGACGCUAUGGAGACCUGA